Triticum dicoccoides is the source of this 1350-nucleotide messenger RNA. RefSeq names its product GATA transcription factor 27-like. Lineage: Eukaryota; Viridiplantae; Streptophyta; Magnoliopsida; Poales; Poaceae. The coding region runs from base 158 to 964 and encodes 268 amino acids. The transcript has 5 exons. Gene Ontology annotation, molecular function: sequence-specific DNA binding; zinc ion binding. The record is from RefSeq and is a predicted model, not a curated record. Gene Ontology annotation, biological process: regulation of DNA-templated transcription.
UGGGCAGUGAAAUUCUUCCCUUGUGGAUCUGAAACAUACUAGUACUAGAUUCGUUUGUGAAUCUCCCCUCGCCUCUUUUAUUUGCUCGUCGUUGCUUUGCUUCCGCUGUGUGUUUGUUGGUCCCGUGUUUAAUUUGUUGGUUGAAGAAGAGAGAGGCAUGGUGAAGGUGAAGAAGGAGGGACCCUGCUUCCAUUGCCGAGUCAUGAGCAGUCCUCUCUGGCGACACGGGCCACCGGAGAAGCCGGUGCUCUGCAAUGCGUGUGGGACAAGAUGGAGGAAAAAGGGUACACUGGAGAACUACACACCAGCACCACAAGUGCAGAGGAAACAACCCAAGAAAACACCCGUCCGCACAACAGUGAAGAAAGAACCAUAUUCAGAUCACAACUCCUUGAAGACAGGGGAUGCUGCUGACACUUUUAGCAAUAAUCCAUCUGCUUUUGGAUCAGCGCUAUCCUAUUCAGGUUCAGCACAAUCACAUGCCCGGGAGCCACUGGUACCAUCAAGAAAAAAGAGUUGCGUCAGUCGUCGUAAGCCGUCACCGCUGGAAACGCUUGUAGAUAAUCUCAACUCCAUAAUGCACGAAGAGCAGUUAUGUUCUGGUUCAGGGCUUGGUACCAUUCCAGGAUCCUCAGAGGAAGACCUACUGAUUUAUCAUAGCGAGACUCCCGCUAGCUGCUUUGAGAUUGGGUAUGGAAGCAUGCUUCUUACACAUCCAAACUCAGUAUCAGAAGCAAAUUCUGUUCCUGCACAUAGCAAGUCAUAUGCGAUAAGUCAGUCCUAUUUGGGGCCUGCCUCAUUUACUCUGCAUAGUGGAAGCAACGGAGCGAGGCAUGAACUUCAUUAUUCGAAGCAGCAUAUCCUGGAGAGCAAGAAAGUAGAAGGAAGAGGAGACGCCGGUGGCGCUUUCAGAGGACUUACCAAGUCCACUACGAGGUCUCUCAAAAGACUUUAUGAAAGCUAGCCUCAAAACUUCACAGAUGCAGAAGUGAGAGGAGGAACCAUGCACAAGCCUUCUUCUCAGUUCAGAAUGCCGAAAUCUGGCAAUGCCACUGGAGGAGCAGCUGCAGCUGCAGCAGCAUUUGACCUGUUCAUGUUACCCCCAGACAAAUUAUCAUCCAUGCUGGCCCCUCCAGACAAGGAUGGAGUUCAAGACUCGCUACUGCUGGAGGUUCCUCGCAACACGCUUCACCCGGAGGCAGAGCUUCUUCUCAGCUGCCCCCCAUCAUACCGAUAACCAGUGGGCGGGCAUCCGCCAACUCGGUGAAGUUUGUUUCGUUUUGUGUAGCAUAGCAUAUAUAUGGCUGGAGAAAUGGCAACUUGUAUUAUAGCUGUGUAUGGGCAAUGGAU